CGCUGCACCAUUUUUCAUCGUUGAUCAGUCGUCGAUCCUCUUGAGCGAUUUGAUUUUAGUUGUCAAAUUCGAAAAAUGGAAUCGGUCCUUGUAGUGGCCGUUGCAUCGGUGAUUCUCGGUUCGUUGAUCGCCGUGCUCUUCUUCGGUAGCUACUUCCGGAAGCGGACAUCGGAGGUGCAAUCAAUGGCCAAAGCGGAGCCUCAGGAUCCGAUCCGGAAUCCCAAAUCGAAUCAUCCUGCUCCCAAGAAGAAUCAUCCCAAAUCUCAAGCGUCCGACAAGAACCAGAACAAACGGCACCAUCCGUUAGACUUAAACACGUUGAAAGGCCACGGUGAUGCUGUUACUGGACUCUGUUUCUCAUCCGAUGGAAGGAGCUUGGCCACAGCUUGCGCUGAUGGAGUGAUCAGGGUGUUCAAGCUAGAUGAUGCCUCAAGCAAAAGCUUCAAAUUCUUAAGGAUAAAUCUUCCUGCUGGAGGGCAUCCAACCGCUGUGGCAUUUGCUGACGAUGCCUCAUCUAUUGUUGUGGCUUGUUAUCAUCUGUCUGGUUCAUCUUUGUACAUGUACGGUGAAGAAAAGCAAAAGGAUCAGCAAGGGAAGCUUCCUCUUCCUAGUAUCAAAUGGGACCACCAUCAUAUUCAUGAGAAGAGAGCAGUCCUUACCAUCUCUGGAGCUACUGCAACUUACGGUACUGCUGAUGGAAGUGCUGUCAUUGCCUCUUGUUCUGAAGGGACUGAUAUCAUACUUUGGCAUGGGAAAACUGGGAGGAAUCUGGGACAUGUUGAUACAAACCAGUUGAAGAACCACAUGGCAGCUGUAUCCCCUAAUGGCCGUUUCUUGGCUGCUGCAGCAUUUACUGCAGAUGUGAAGGUGUGGGAAAUUGUGUAUCAGAAAGAUGGUUCUGUGAAGGAGGUUUCAAGAGUAAUGCAACUUAAAGGCCACAAGAGUGCAGUGACUUGGUUAUGCUUUUCUCCAAACUCAGAGAAAAUCAUCACCGCUUCAAAAGAUGGUUCAAUAAGAGUCUGGAACAUCAAUGUCCGCUAUCAUCUUGAUGAGGAUCCAAAGACUUUGAAGGUGUUCCCGAUUCCACUUUGCGACUCAGGAGGCAAUCCGUUGCACUAUGAUCGUCUCAGCUUAUGCCCAGAGGGAAAGAUAUUGGCAGCAAGCCAUGGUUCCACAUUGCAGUGGUUAUGUGCUGAAACUGGAAAUGUCUUGGACACAGUUGAGAAAGCCCACGAAGGGGAUAUCACAUGCAUUUCUUGGGCACCCAAGGCUAUCACAGUUGGGGAGAGACAUGCCAUGGUUUUAGCGACAUCAGGCGAUGACAAGAAAGUGAAGCUGUGGGAAGCUCCAAAAAAGGGUAUUUCAGCUUCUGCGUUGCCUUACAAGAGAUCGUCUCCGAGCUGGCUCAAGACCACCUCUCAGGAUGUUGAUGAAUCAAUCUGCAAAUUUGCCAAAAAGGGUUUGACCCCUUCCCAGAUUGGUGUGAUUCUCCGUGACUCUCACGGUAUCCCUCAGGUCAAGAGUGUUACAGGAAGCAAGAUCCUGAGGAUACUCAAAGCCCAUGGCCUUGCUCCUGAGAUCCCUGAGGAUCUGUACCAUCUUAUUAAGAAGGCUGUUGCCAUCCGUAAACAUCUCGAGAGGAACAGGAAGGACAAGGAUUCCAAGUUCAGGCUCAUCUUGGUUGAGAGCAGGAUUCACCGCCUCGCUCGCUAUUACAAGAAGACCAAGAAGCUCCCUCCCGUCUGGAAGUACGAAUCCACUACCGCUAGCACCCUUGUGGCUUAAGCUGGAGUUGGUUCACCUUUUGGGAGGAGGAAGAUUCUACUAGUCUGUUGCUUCCUUUUUGUUUUGAUAAAAUCUGAACUUUAGU
Molecule: messenger RNA, 1870 nt
Organism: Arabidopsis arenosa
Lineage: Eukaryota; Viridiplantae; Streptophyta; Magnoliopsida; Brassicales; Brassicaceae
Source: the annotation of a GenBank genome assembly